AAUAAACUUAUUUAACAACACGCACGUUUCGUAACUUCAUCACGUGUAGGAAGUCCGCAUAUAUGUAACGCAGCGUUUGCAAAUUGAAACACUUGCGUGUACGGAAUGCACAAGAAAACAAAGAUGAAGGGAAACGUUACAGCUAUUACAUUAGCUUUCCUAUUUUCCGUUGUUUCGUUGUACAUCGACAGCAUUAAUGCAGCACUGGGACAAAAUGAUGGCAUGUUCAAAAGAACGAAAUGGUUGAAAGGACUGGAUACUUCUCAGCUAAACUAUGGAGUAGCUGUUUCAGAUGUAGAUAACGAUGGGUCUCUAGAAUGGAUCGUUGCAGGUUUUAGUGGACCUAAUUUUGUGUUGAAAUACAACGCUACAACCAAAAGUCUAGUCAAUCUUGCAAAGCAAGAUCAAAGAUUUAGUGCCAUAGGUGAUGUUGGUGGUCAAGCAAUUGGUGUUUGUGCGUGUGACAUUGAUGGAGAUGGACGAGAGGAAAUUUAUUUCCUGAAUACAAAUAAUGCAUAUGCUGGUCGUGCCGAUUAUGGAGAUUCAUUUUUCAAAUGGAGGAAUGGUAGGUACGUCAAUUUAUACUCGGAUCCAGUCAACUCCAGAAUGGAAGCCAAGAGUUUUGCUGGCCGGUCAGUAGCUUGCAUUGACAGACUUGGAACUGGAAAAUACUCUAUCAUUAUUGCAACUUAUUCUCAGGGAGGCACUGGUAACUUUGCUUUAGUCGAGAUGGAUGAAAACCAUCCGAGCAACAAUGUGAGGUCGGGAAAUAUUGUGUUAAAAAAUGUAGCAAGUGUUGCAAAUAUCAAUAAAGCCACUGGUGGAAGAGGACUUGUUGUGGGGCCUAUUUUGGGGAACAAUGGAAAAUCUGACAUCUUCUUUGGAAAUGAAGGUAACCCGUGGAUGGGAAAUCCCGGAGACAAUUUUCUAUUCAAAAAUCUUGGAAACGGAUCAUUUGUAGAUAUUGCUGAACAGGCAGAGAUUCAGGACAAAUAUAAUAAUGCAAGAGGAAUAAGUUUAGGAGAUUUUAACAGAGACGGAUUACUGGAUAUUGCCUAUGGCAACUGGGCUGGCCCACAUAGACUGUUUAUGCAAUAUAUAUCAGCCUCUGGGGUUAGGAAAUUUAAGAAUGUUGCCACAGGAGAUUAUGCUGUUCCUACAAAAAUCCGCACUGUUAUUGCCGCCGAUUUCGACAACAACGGGGACACUGACAUAUUCAUGAACAACAUCUGUAGCCACCGAGAUCCAAAUGACAGGGAGCCUAAUAAAUUAUUCACUAUUGUACCUAAUCCAGUAAAUAACAGUAAUGAUCCUGUCAUCCGUAAAAUUGACAUCGGACAGGCUAAAGAGCCGCGGGGGUUCGGAACGGGGGCAGCGAUAACGGACAUGGAUGGAGAUGGUUUACUAGACCUUCUGGUGUCACACGGGGAAAGCAAAACACAGCCAUUACAAGUGUACAAGGUAAAUCGUCAACUUGCUAAAGAUUCGACCGGGAAAAGAAAUAAGUGGGUGAGGGUGUUCCCCCGUACCAAAUACGGGGCACCGGCCCGAGGGGCCCACGUAAAGUUAACUACCCGGUCAGGGAAGGUUUACAACAGUGUUAUUGAUGGAGGAUCAGGGUAUCUCUGCCAAAUGGAGCCCAUUGCACACUUCGGAAUCGGGGAGGAUAAACCACAAAGACUUGAAGUUCAGUACCCAGAUGGGGUCAUUGUGACGGUUGCGUUGAGGAAGUCAGAUAAAAAUAAAAUUCAUUAUGUGGACCAUCCUAAUAAAGUGUCUCAAUAGCUAUAAAUACAUGUAUAUCAAAAUAUUUAUAUAAAACAGGAUUGAAUCUCGUACUUUUUAAAUUAUUUAUAUAUCUUAUUAACUACUCUAACUAUAACCAUUUAUUUUUUUUGCAAUAAAACUGCCAUUUCUUUUACAAAUACAAGUAAUCUGAAAUGUAUGAAUACAAUUUUAUGUUGGUUUCGUUUUCUGGUCAUGCAAAUUGUUGAUUGUUUAUAUAUAAAUGUAAUUGUGAUGAAUAUUUUCAAGGAACUUUUAUUAGUUCAUGUGCAUAUAAAAACGAAAUCGUUAUCAACAUAUUGAAUAUGUUUUCGUGAUAAUACAGGUAUUGAUACGGGUGUUUUAUUGUCAAUGGAUCUCAAUGAGAAAUUGUUUUAUAGACAAAUUAAAAUUGGAGAAAGAGUAUGA
Molecule: messenger RNA, 2193 nt
Organism: Saccostrea cuccullata (small rock oyster)
Lineage: Eukaryota; Metazoa; Mollusca; Bivalvia; Ostreida; Ostreidae
Product: cartilage acidic protein 1-like
Exons: 1
Coding region: 106-1785 (559 amino acids)
Source: RefSeq, a predicted model, not a curated record